Condylostylus longicornis is the source of this 1398-nucleotide messenger RNA. RefSeq names its product transmembrane protein 192. Bases 133 to 894 code for a protein of 253 amino acids. Gene Ontology annotation, cellular component: lysosomal membrane; late endosome. The transcript is spliced from 6 exons. The record is from RefSeq and is a predicted model, not a curated record. NCBI's taxonomy places the organism in Eukaryota, Metazoa, Arthropoda, Insecta, Diptera, Dolichopodidae.
AAACAUUUCUCAGUUUCGGUCUCUGAAAGUGAAAGAUUACUGAUUAGAUAUUUAUAACACACAACACCAAAGGAUAUUGUUUUUUUUUUAUAUUUUUUUAUUUUAUUAAAAUCUAAGAACCUAAAAUUCAAUAUGAAUUUUAGAGAUGAAAGUUUUAUGCCAGAUGACGACAGAGCACCAGUUUUAGCAGCUGGGCCUGAGACGCACUUUAAGCCAAUAAAAACAAUACCCGUCUUUAGUUUACAUCUUUUAAUAUCAACAAUUAUAUCAUUUACUGGUAUUGUAUUAGCAAUGAUACUACCUGAAUCAAAAAGAUGCGAGGCAUAUUUUAUUAUGUUAUACUUAAGGGCAUUAUUUUGGUUAAUUACUCUUAUGAUUGAUCACAUUGUUAAGCAUAUGCACGAAAAAUCAAGACUAAGUGGAUAUAUAGAUUUUCAUAAAGCGACUGCCAUGCAUCGUAGUGUUCCAUUUUAUAUUGUGACAUUAUGGAAUAAUGUCAUUAUAGUCAUCCAAACACUAACACAACAUUAUUAUGGUGAUAAUUUCACUUCUCACUGUAUUCAAGGAUUUUUGUCACCAAUAGCAUAUAUAACGCUUUUCAACGUAGUUGAAACAUUUUUUUUAUUUAUAGUUGUGGGAUCAUACAUUGCACGAGUUUAUAAAUUUAACAAUAGUGGUUUACCACCAGAUGCUUUAAAUGGAAACUUCAACGACAAUAUUGGCUCUGUAGGAGUUCUUCAUCCACAUGCUCAUUUAGUUGAAUUAAUAGAAAAACAAGCUGAUCUUAUUAGUUAUUUAAAAGACCAUAACACAAAUUUAAAUCAAAAAUUAAUUCAAUUGAGUACAGACUUAAAUAUACUUAGAGGUGAAAUGAUAAAUCGCGAAGCCGAAUAAUUUUUAUAUAAGCGUAUGAUGUUAUAAAAUAUAUAUAUUUUUUCUAUUAUUUAAAUAUAUAAAAAUAUGAUACUUAUAAAUUUAAAUUUCUUUAUUUUUUUUUAAUAUCUUUUUUUUUUCUUAUAACAGCGAAUGUGAACGUAAAUGAUCCGAAUAUGAAGAAAUUGUAGUUAACUUAAACUGGGUUCGGAAAUUGACAGUCUUAGUCUUUAAUAUUUUUGUAUAUGUACAUUUAUAUAAAUUAUACCAGUGCUCACCAUAAAUGUGCUUUUGCUUUUGAUAUAUCCAAUUUGGUUAAGAAUACGGAAAGUGAAAAAUAUCUUUUUUUUACCACUUAGUAUUUAACGGUAUAUUACAAAAGUAUGUAGUUAAUAUUGUUAUACAAGAUUUUAUUUUGUGUACGCAUAUAUUAUUGUGUAUAAUAAUCACAAAUUUUCUCAACGUGAAUAUAUUGAGGCAUAAUCAAUGAUAAUAUUGUAGCUUUGGAAUAUGGUCCCUACAAAA